Molecule: messenger RNA, 2164 nt
Organism: Marmota monax (woodchuck)
Lineage: Eukaryota; Metazoa; Chordata; Mammalia; Rodentia; Sciuridae
Gene: Lyg2
Product: lysozyme g2
Exons: 6
Coding region: 293-931 (212 amino acids)
Biological process (GO): defense response to Gram-positive bacterium; peptidoglycan catabolic process
Cellular component (GO): extracellular region
Molecular function (GO): lysozyme activity
Source: RefSeq, a predicted model, not a curated record
ACCAACUCUUGGUACAGAGAAGGUAAGAAGAGGCAGGUGAGUCUUCAUGCUGUGUUUAAAAGCUUCCUUCCCAGUGGAGCCACACUGAGGUCUGCUCAGCUGAAGCCAGAGGCACAGUGAACUACUGACUAAUGGAUUCUCCAAUUGUUAAACCCGUGUUAUAGGACAAAGAGCAUUGCUCCGAAAAAUCUUGACCUACAGGUUGCUGCUACCAAAGACCUUCUCAAAGAGAGGGAGGUUUUCUCUUGGAGGUUGCAAACCAGAACAGGUCCUGGAGGAUAAGGAUAAGGAUAUGCUACCCUCUGUUGUGUUUUUGGGACUUACAGUCCUCAUUGGCACUUCCAGGGCUUCCUACCCGUUCACUCAUUCCAUGGACAGUCACCUGCAUCCUCGUCUGUACCACGGCUGCUAUGGGGACAUUAUGACCAUGGAGGCUUCCGGGGCCCCCUGUGACAUAGACAAUUUGAUUAACUGCGGGAUCCGUGGCUCUGAAAUGUUUGCUGAGAUGGACUUGAAGGCCAUAAAGCCUUAUCAGACGCUGAUCAAGGAAGUGGGGCAGAGGUACUGCAUUGACCCUGCUAUCAUCGCAGCCAUCAUCUCCCGAGAAAGCCACGGUGGCACUGUUCUGCAAAAAGGCUGGGACCACCGGGGACUUAAAUUUGGCCUGAUGCAGCUCGAUAAACAAAUCCACCACCCUGUUGGUUCCUGGGACAGCAAAGAGCACCUUUUGCAAGGUGCUGGUAUUCUAACAGACAGAAUUAAAGCCAUCCAGAGAAAAUUCCCCAAGUGGAGUGCUGCUCAACACCUGCAAGGUGGUCUCUCUGCCUUUAAGUCAGGAAUCGAAACCAUUGUCACCCCUGCAGACAUAGACACUGACCUCGUCAAUGAUCUUCUUGUCCGAGCUAAAUUCUAUAGAAGACAUGGCUUCUAGGCAAAGCCCUAUAAAUGAACCAUGUUGCUUGGGUAUCAAAUGCUCCCUCUUUAAGUUUGAUAUGAAUGUGUUGUACUUCACCCUGACACAACAUGGUUGAAAUUAUGAAAGAAAAUUUAUUUCUGAAUUUCUUAAUGACAGUAAGGAUUAAAAGAAGAAGAAUGAGAGGGUUGGAGAUGUAGUUCAGUGAUAGAGCCCUUGCCUAAUAUACACAAGGCUCUGGAUUCAACCCCAGCGCCACAUGCACACACACAAAUAAUAAGUAAAGACAAAAGAAAAUUACCCAGUUCACAAUAUAGCUCCCAUGAAAUGUACAUAGACAUACAUACAAUUGCUUUGCAGCCAACGUGAAUAUUAUGGCAUUGACAUCUACACAUUCUAACAAGACUUCAUUUUAGCCCAUGACUUCAAUACCCACCUGUACUCCAUCUACCAGAAUUACUAACAGGAAGUUAAGUGAGCCUGACCUGAGCCUUUGUCCUUUUCUCAACAUCUUCCCAAAUUGCAAGGGCUUUGCUCAUGAGAAGCUCCUAGUUCAUAAGCCAGGCAACCCAUGUGACAAUGGAGAAGCCGGGGAGAGAAUUCUACCUCCAUAAGUAGCUGAGAGCUGGUGGAGGUGAUGCUGACCUUCAAGCGAUGUGUGUAUAUCCUUCAGGCCCACACCAACUCCUGUGUUUCCUUCUCUUGUUUGCUGAAGGUCCAUGGACUGGCUUCUUCUAUAUUCAGUCAUUGUCACAAACUCUUUCUAAGGGGUCUGUUGCCUACAAAAGAAGGUUGAAGAUAAAAACAUUUGGCACUGGCAUUAAUUUGGUCCCGUGGAUGCAAAACAGAAAGCAAUUUUUUAUUGCUUAAAAAGUUCUGAAAUUUUUUAAGCAAUAAAAGGAAAUUACUAGAAGGCUAUCUGAUGACUCCCAGAACUAAAACAGAGAGAGGGGUGGUGGGAGGAACUGGAGAGCAAUCGGUUAAGCAUACUUUAUAGCAUCCCACCAGGUGAAACCACCAGCACCCUCACUGCACAGAUGAACUCCAAAGACGCCCCCCACCAUCCUUUCAGCUCUCUGCUCUGUAUUCAAGGCCCCAUGGGUGUGGUGUGGGGAUGGGAUGUGGAUUCUUUCAGUUGAGCACCUGUCUUUUGGCUGCUUUGCUCUUUGGUCUUGCCCAGACUACCUAUGAUGGAGAGGAGACAAUUCUCUGGAAGGAAAUUGAAUCACCUUGGUGAUGUUUACUUACAUG